Messenger RNA from Staurois parvus, 339 nucleotides. The record is from the annotation of a GenBank genome assembly. NCBI's taxonomy places the organism in Eukaryota, Metazoa, Chordata, Amphibia, Anura, Ranidae.
CACUGGUGGGCAGCACUGGUGGGUGGGCACAGGUGGGUGGCACUAGUGGGCACAGGUGGGUGGCACUGCUGGGCACAGGUAGGUGGCACUUCUGGGCACAGGUGUGUGACACUGCAGAGUGGCACAGGUGGGUGCACUGCUGGGCACAGGUGGGUGCACUGCUGGGCACAGGUGGGCGGAACUUGCGGGUGGCACUGCUGGGCACCGAUCAUCAGGGCACUGAUCAUCAGUGCCCUGAUGAUCGGUGCCGAUCCCCGCUCUGACAACUGCCGGUUCUCGGCAGUACUUUCCUCACGAUCUGACAGCGUGAGGAAAGUGCAGCCGAGAACCGGCACUUGC